Molecule: messenger RNA, 924 nt
Organism: Vicia villosa (hairy vetch)
Lineage: Eukaryota; Viridiplantae; Streptophyta; Magnoliopsida; Fabales; Fabaceae
Exons: 4
Coding region: 1-924 (307 amino acids)
Source: RefSeq, a predicted model, not a curated record
AUGGUGGAUCGAAACCAAAAUGCGGAUGAAAUGAUACAUAUGGUUAGGAAUGAUAAUAUCAUGAUAGAAAAUAACUUGACUGCCAUUGUCGAAAGGAUUAUGACACAAAAUGGCCUUAACACAGGAUUUAGAAGACCAAAUUACACAUCUCCUAUAGCAAAUUUCAUUGUACAAACUGAAUUACCAAGGGGCGCCAAAGUCCCAAAAUUCACCAAAUUUGCUGGAGAUACAAGUGAGUCAACAGUCGGACACAUAGCCAAAUAUUUAACAGAGGCAGGGGACUUGGCUAAUGAUGAAAACCUUAGGAUAAAGUAUUUCCCAAGUUCUUUAACCAAGAAUGCUUUCACUUGGUUUACUACGUUGCCUCCUGGUUCGAUCGAUGCUUGGACCCAUCUGGAGAGAUUUUUCCAUGAACAGUUUUACAUGGGGCAAUCGAAGAUCAUCCCUGAACUUGAAUUGGUCGAAAUGGCCGCUGGUGGCCUAGACUAUUCGAUUAGAAAGAAACUAGAUACCCAGGAUAUGAUACAAAAGGCAAUCAAAGAAGGCAGGUUGAAAUUUGCUGACAAACCAAAACUGAAAGUGGAUUCGGAUCCCCUCGAUGUGUCCAACACAAAUUACACUGAGCCGGUUUGCAUGGGAGAUGUCAACAUGGUGGAAGUAAGGGAUCAUGCUGAGAUACCAACUGUUGAGGUCAAAGAAGAUGUCGAAGGAGCUCUUAGAGAGGAUGAAUACUAUGUGUUGGUCGAAGUCCCAAAAGAAAAAGAUUCAAAUCUUUCAACUGAGGCUACUGAAGGCCAGAAGAUUCCAGAGGAAGAACUAACUCAGGCCACUGAGGGAUUGAGAAAGGAGUUCGAGAAAGUCCAAAUAGCUGAGGAAAAAAUCGAACCAAUAAACAUUGAAGGCUCAAAAAAGGAAUUCGAAUAG